This is a messenger RNA of Triticum turgidum subsp. durum (durum wheat), 558 nucleotides long. The record is from the annotation of a GenBank genome assembly. Lineage: Eukaryota; Viridiplantae; Streptophyta; Magnoliopsida; Poales; Poaceae.
AUGGAUGAAAUGCUGCUGAGACGUUACAAGAUAUUCCAGCAGAGGCAUCCUUACCGUCCGCAUUACAAGGAUAUGAGAACAUUGGGGGCGGAACAAUGGAAGGCACAAUUCCAAGUACAGCUCUUCAAGAACAGUUCUCUGAAGGAACAACAAUUUACAAGCUUGGCGCUUACCAGAAUGCCCGCCAUUGUGACGUUUUGGGGAAAAUUAGCAGAUUCCCUUGAUGCAGACAAGCUACAACGGUGGUCUGCUCAAGAACCCAUUAUAGUUCUAUUUGUUGGCAUGCCAGUACAUGAAUUUAAUGAAACUUGGCCUUCAAGUCCUGUCUGCCAUAUUGCGAUGGAACGGCAGUAUAAUAUACAAAACUUUGACGAGGCUCAUCUGCUUCAAAAUUUCACAAUAAGGUGUAUGUUCUAUAACCUCUACGCUUUAGCUGGAAAUGGUAACUUGAUUGAACUCGAUCAGUUUCCAAUCAAGACAAUUUGCAACUUUGGUGUUGUCACAUUGGAGUCCGUGCUGAGCAGCAAUGGGAGACUGUCGUUGAUGCCCAACCAAUGA